Molecule: messenger RNA, 2514 nt
Organism: Mycosarcoma maydis (corn smut)
Lineage: Eukaryota; Fungi; Basidiomycota; Ustilaginomycetes; Ustilaginales
Product: protein phosphatase regulator REG1
Exons: 2
Coding region: 1-2514 (837 amino acids)
Biological process (GO): cellular response to glucose starvation; protein catabolic process in the vacuole
Source: RefSeq, a predicted model, not a curated record
AUGUUGUCCACCCCGCAGCCGUAUCCCACCGUUGCCAACAACGUGCCGGCUCCCGACGAUGCUCAGAUCGAGUCACGCAUGCCCACCGUCUGCGUCGACUACCUCAGUCACCAGUGGACUGACGAAGAUGUGUGGAGCAGCUGGAAGGCCAUGACAAAGCAAAAGAACCAGAUUGCCAACGGCGUCAGGCUCGAAAAUGCAAGUUGGCGUACAUGGGCAAAGCAGCGCGGCAACCUCAAGACUAUCAGCCCCGAAACACUCAACUGGCUGAAAGACAGCGAUGUGACGUGGUUGUAUGGUCCGCUCCACGAGCACGUCGAGUCCGUUCCACCUCCCAAACUUGCUACCACCGCAGAUCGCUUGGAUCUCGACGAUGGUCACCGCGUCCGUUCCAUCCUCAAGCAUCGCACCAUUUCCGACAUGCUCACAACACCAGGAAACGCCACUUCACCCAAUAUUGAGCUCGAGACCAACCCCAUUGAUGACCACAUGCAACAACAGGAUCGCCAGGCUGAGCAAGCCGCCGCUGCUCAGCGCAAGCCGCUGUUUUCCGUUAAAUCCGACUCGAAUCUCGUCAGCAAGGCGCCCAAGCGCGCCGGAAGCUCGCCCAACGCCAUGCCUUUGGUCUCGGCGCAAAAGAAAAAGUCUCCCAGCAUCAAUCGCGCCGACAGCAUGGGCCCCGACGAAAAGCGUCACAUCAGCUUCAACCACCGUGUCGAGCAGUGCAUCGCAUUGGAUCACCAGUAUCCCGACUACGACGACUACGAUGAGGACGAAUUCGACGAGGAAGACGAGGAUGCAAGCAGCGAAGAGGAGGAAGUGCUCACCAUGAAAUCGAGUCCAAGAACUUCACCUGCCAUUUCUCACGCUUCGGCCUCUUCCUCGAAAAACUCGGAACUCCAAGUAACCAUCGCCAAGCUGGCCCCGACUCGUCUCAAGACUUCCGAGAUAUAUCCAGCGCCCUCCCCCGCCGUAGUCGAUCCCACCGGCUUCCUUGCCACGCGCGCCAACAACGGCAGCACCGUAUCCACGUAUCCCGCCCAGUACGGCUACGCCCGUGCCGGUGUCCCAGCCAACCAUGGCGAUCCCACCGCACGAGGCGUUCAAUGGGAUCUUGAUGAUGAUUUCCACGGCGAUUUUGACUAUUUCGACGGCCCAGACAUGGAAGACGGCUCGGGCGACCAUGCCAACUCGAAUGGGCCGGUUUUUAACACAGGCGACGCUGCGAGCAGCCCUGACGCUCCCCGAACCUACGGAAGCUUCUUUGACCAUAGCGAGUCAGACAGGACUGACGGAUCCACAUCAUCCACGUCGCCUCAAGAUCUAGCAGCCGCAGCACCGGAACAGUCGCAGGCCAGUGUUGCACCCAGAGGUAUCCUCAAGCAUAGAAUCGUGCACCAAACUCCCGCAGAGGAUUACGAAUCGCGCAGUCUCGAGGCCGAGGGCGACUAUGACGUUCUCGGCACCUCGCAUCACGAAUCUUCCUCGUUUGUAGAUGCGUACGAGUCGUCGCGCGGCGACAAUUCACGUGAGCGUGGUCGACCCUCACAACGGCUCGGUAGCUCGACGAGCUACGAGCGCAUCCAGGAGGCAGCCAGACAAGGACGCGUACGCACCAACAGUGCCACCUCGUCCGGACACUCGCCGACCAAUUCGACCGUCAACGGUAGCUACGACCGAUAUUCAGCCGCAUCGGCCAGCCCGACUUCCUCGUCGUCGUCGCCCGCCAAUGCGCGGAGUAAUGUACGGAGUAGUGGCGAUUCCUUUCGGAGCGGCGCCAAGGACGGUCCGCGAGAUGGAACUGAUGGACUUGGAGCUGGAGAUGCAGCACCGCACGGAGGAAAGGCGCGUCCGGUCGCGAAUCGGUCCUUGAACGAGUACGACUCGGACGGGCAAGGCUCGUACGGUUUGGCCAGCCCGCAUUUCCCUGCAAGCCCGCAUCUGGAUGCAAAAGACAAUGCGGGCUCGAACCGAUCUUCGCAAGAUCGUGAUGGCGAUCGGUACAUGUACGGCGAAGAAAGGAGCUAUUGGUCGGACGACAGAAAAGGCGGUUCCAAAGCUGCUUCUGCACGAGCGAAUUCGAGCUCGUCGAGUGCGGCUGCUACCGAGCUGAGCGUCGACGUGUCUAACAUCCCGAGUAAUGCGCCACGCGCCACGAAAGCGGGUAGCGUUACGAGCCCUGAUGGUCCGGUAGAGGUGGGGCCUACGCCGCUCAAUACGCCCACAUUCAUUCUGGCGAGGGCGAGCGGCAAACGUCGCUCUGGUUCAGGAAGUGGAGCCGAUAUCUCUGGCGGCGGUCCAUCGAGCCCUACUCUGCCACGGAGGACGAGUGCGACAGGAGCGUUGGUUGCACCUCACAAUUCGGAGCCUCGUGUACCGCUAGCACACGAUUACGUAGAGGAGGACGAAGGCGGUAUCAUCGGACGAGCAGUCGAGAUCGUCAACACGGCAAGAGACUUGAUUGGCGCGCUGUUGGGUACAGGUGAUCGGGGCAGGUCGUGGCGUGAAGGCUAG